Penicillium argentinense is the source of this 1689-nucleotide messenger RNA. RefSeq names its product Glycoside hydrolase superfamily. The transcript has 5 exons. NCBI's taxonomy places the organism in Eukaryota, Fungi, Ascomycota, Eurotiomycetes, Eurotiales, Aspergillaceae. The record is from RefSeq and is a predicted model, not a curated record. Gene Ontology annotation, biological process: L-arabinose metabolic process. The coding region runs from base 1 to 1689 and encodes 562 amino acids. Gene Ontology annotation, molecular function: alpha-L-arabinofuranosidase activity.
AUGUUCGAGGAAAUGGACCACUCCGGAGACGGGGGUAUUCAUGGCCAACUACUACAGAAUAACGGCUUCCAAGGAUCAAGCCUAGGAAUGACCUCCUACGCACCGGUCGGGGACGUGUCCAUCUCGCGCGAUACGUCUAAGCCCGUGAGCGAGGCCAUCAAAUCGUCGCUAAGUGUUGAUGUUCCAAAAAACAGCACGGAGUAUGUUGGGUUUGCCAACACAGGAUAUAAUGGAGUUCCAGUCACCAAAGACACUUACAGCAGCUCAUUCUGGAUGAUGGGCGACUAUUCUGGAACGAUCAACCUUCAGCUCAUCGGAUCAAACAGUGGAAUUGUGUAUGCCGACCACAAUCUCACCGUCAACAGCACGAGGUCCAAGUUUGCCCAGUUUGAGACAUCAUUCAACUCGACUGCAUCACCAGACGGAGAGAAUGAAUGGCAUUUGACAUUUGAUGGCUCAAAGGUUGCUGGAGACUCAUUGAAUUUCGGAUAUAUUCAACUGUUUCCACCGACAUACAAGAAUCGAGAGAACGGACUCCGUCGGGAUCUUGCGACAAUUGACAGCCGUUGGAAGUGGAAUACGACGAUCGGGCCACUCGUCGACCGACCAGGGCGCGAGAGUGAUUGGUUUUAUCCAAACACGGACGCAGUCGGAUUGGACGAGUAUCUGUGGUGGUGCGAAGACAUGAAUAUGACACCAGUCCUCGCUGUGUGGGCAGGAAAGUCAUACGGCGGCAUCGUGUCAGAGUCCGACCUCGAACCCUAUGUCGACGACAUCAUGAACGAGCUUGAGUAUCUUCUCGGUGAUUCGAAGACAAAAUACGGGAAAAUACGCGCUGAAAAUGGUCGCGAGAAGCCGUGGAAGAUCGAGUAUGUGGAAAUCGGCAACGAGGACGAUCUUACUGGUGGAUGCGAUACCUACCCGAAUCGCUUCGAUCAAAUCUACAAGGCAAUCCACAAGAAGUAUCCGCAUAUCACUCUCAUCGCAUCGAAUGGGGACUCUUCUUGUCUUCCGUCCCCAGUUCCAAGGGGCGUCAUUCUUGAUUUGCAUCUCUACCGGCAACCAGAUGACUUUGUCGCUUUGUUCAAUCAAUUUGACAAUCAUCCUCGACAUCAGCCUGUUAUGGUCGGUGAAUACGGUUGCCGAAAUACGUCCGAUGCGAAAGGGACGUACUGGUCGUAUCAACAGGGGACAUGCAGCGAGGCGGUGUAUAUGAUCGGUAUGGAGAGGAACAGCGAUAUUGUGGAGAUGGCAGCAUAUGCACCUGUGCUGGAGCAUUUUGGAUUCAUUUCCUGGUCGCCCACGAUGUACGGCUUCAACUCCAGCCCAGGGUCGAUAACGCCUUCAACAUCAUACUUUGUGCAGCAGAUGUUCGCUUCGAAUAAAGGAGACACUGUCCUUCCGGUCAAGUCUUCUUCCAAGUUCGGACCCCUGUAUUGGGUGGCAACAAAGAGCGAUGCCGAGUGCUAUGUCAAGCUGGCUAAUUACGGGCCGGACCAGCAAAAUGUCACAGUGGGCGUCCCGAAAAGCAAGUCAGGUCGGCUAGAAAUGCUGGCGGGCUCUCGUCUCGAGGGGAAUCAGCCAUACUCGGUCACUGUUCAGACAAAACAUUCGGAGGUCGAGCAAAAUCAGGGUAAUUAUACUGUCCUGAUGCCACCAUGGGCCGUUGCGGUGCUAGCAGUGCAGUAG